AUGUCUUCGGAGAAGGCGGCAUUGGCUCUUAAGCGCGUCGUGCUUGGGGCGUUAGCGAUUUUUUGCGGUCUUGCGUUUGGCACCCUCCAGAGCUUGGAUGCUGUAAAGUUGUUUAGUUACUUGCGUGCGAACGCCCAUCUUCGCCAGAUCCUGGAGUCGUGCUUGGUGGUAAAUAGCGUUUUUUUCCUCAGCCUAUGGGCCGCCUCCUUCCUUUUUUCCUACAUGUGGGACUUCGGUGGAGGCAUUGUGUGGGGCGCCAGCGGCGGCGGCGGCGGCGGCAACGCGGUGGCGGCGAGGAAUGGUAUCAGUCUUGCGGGGAGAGUUUGGUCGUCCGUGUUCGAUCUGAUGUGGGUUCUCCCCGUCUAUGCUCUCACGCAGGCUCUCGGGGUGCGUUGGUACAGCGCUCUCUAUACCGAGGCCUACGCUGAGAAGCGACGCCGCGCGUCCUCGUUGGGGGCGCAGCGGGAGGCCAGCGAGUACGGCAAAGACGGCGAAAUGAAUUCUCCACUUGCCCCGCAGGGCGCUGAUGGAACUUUUUCGUUUCGCACUGUAGUAUUGUCUGCCAGCGAGAUUAUCUUUAAGGCGCUUGUCACGGGCGUAUACGCCCUCCUGGCCGCGGUGGUGGCUGCAGUUGUCCCUUCCCCAGUUGGAAAUUGCCUUGCCUUUGUAAUGAAUAGCUGGCUAUACGCCUUCUACGUCUUCGACUACCGUCUGUCUACGCAGUACGUGUUCGACCGCAGGUCACGACGUCACACCCGUGUGGCUCUAACGUCAGUGCUGAGAUUUUUUGAGAGACACUGGGCCUAUUUUUUGGGGUUUGGUGCCACCCAGUCGGUCAUUACAGCCGCGUUACGAACUUCCUGGUUGGCGUCCUCAUGGUUCUCCACCGCGUCGGUGACGUCAGUCCUCUUUGGGGCGCACAUCGUGCUUUCCGUGGAAGCGACGCCGUCUCCUCGCGCCCCCUUUUCCGUGCUGAUGUUCACACCGUUCUUCGCUCUCUGCGGUGUGGCGCUGCGCACCAUUAGGAAUGCCAUGCGCUGA
Messenger RNA from Trypanosoma conorhini, 1041 nucleotides. RefSeq lists its product as uncharacterized. Gene Ontology annotation, biological process: macroautophagy. Bases 1 to 1041 code for a protein of 346 amino acids. NCBI's taxonomy places the organism in Eukaryota, Euglenozoa, Kinetoplastea, Trypanosomatida, Trypanosomatidae. The transcript has a single exon. Gene Ontology annotation, cellular component: endoplasmic reticulum. The record is from RefSeq and is a predicted model, not a curated record.